GCCCGCCCGCAGGGCAAGGACACGCAGCCGACAGGCCCGGGUCCCACCACGACCAUGGGGCCGAAGAAGGGUCCAGGGGCCCCCAGGCCCAGCGGCGACGAGGCCCCGACGUGCUGCGGCUGCAGAUUCCCGCUGCUGCUCGCGCUGCUGCAGCUGGCCCUGGGCAUCGCCGUCACCGUGGUGGGCUUCCUCAUGGCCAGCAUCAGCCCGUCCCUGCUGGUCAGGGACACCCCAUACUGGGCUGGGAUCAUUGUCUGCUUGGUCGCCUAUCUCGGCUUGUUUAUGCUCUGUGUCUCCUACCAGGUGGAUGAGCGAACAUGUCUCCAGUUUGCUAUGAAAGUGCUAUACUUCUUGUUGAGUGCUCUGGGUCUGAUGGUGUGUGUGCUGGCUGCCGCCUUCGCCACUCACCACUUGGUGCAGCUCACACAACUAUCCUGUGAACCCAUGCUGGACGCCUGCCAGUGCAAGUUGCCAUCCUCAGAGGCCCUCAGCAGGAGCUUCGUGUACCGUGAUGUUAGCGACUGCACCAGUAUCACCAGCACACUCAAGUUCUUCUUCCUGGCCCAGAUGGUUCUGAACUUGCUGUGUGGCCUCGUGUGUUUGCUGGCCUGCUUUGUGAUGUGGAAACAUCGGUACCAGGUCUUCUACGUGGGUGUCAAGAUGUGUCCCCAAACAGCUUCUGAAGGCCAGCAGCAAAAAGUGUGAUCAUGUUCUUGCUUGGGGGUGGGAGAGCAAAUAGGGAAGGAAGGAAGGAAGGAAGGAAGGAAGGAAGGAAGGAAGGAAGGAAGGAAGGAAGGAAGGAAGGA
Molecule: messenger RNA, 806 nt
Organism: Suncus etruscus (white-toothed pygmy shrew)
Lineage: Eukaryota; Metazoa; Chordata; Mammalia; Eulipotyphla; Soricidae
Gene: SSPN
Product: sarcospan
Exons: 3
Coding region: 55-705 (216 amino acids)
Cellular component (GO): dystrophin-associated glycoprotein complex; sarcolemma
Source: RefSeq, a predicted model, not a curated record